Hydatigera taeniaeformis is the source of this 1296-nucleotide messenger RNA. NCBI's taxonomy places the organism in Eukaryota, Metazoa, Platyhelminthes, Cestoda, Cyclophyllidea, Taeniidae. The record is from the annotation of a GenBank genome assembly.
AUUUUAGACUCAGAGCUGGUGACGGAAGUUUUGGAGGAGGCGACCAGCAUUCUCCAAACCCUUCCUAACAUUCAGAGGGCCUCUACCACUCUCUCUCAGCGCAUCACCAUUUGUGGCGACCUCCAUGGUCAGGUGGAAGACUUGGUGCUCAUCUUUCAAGCGGCAUGUCCCUCCUCCUUCUUACUCCAAAAUUGUCUAUUGAGUGUAAACGGCCUUCCGGACAUAUUUAAUCCAUACAUAUUCAACGGAGACUUUGUUGAUCGGGGCAACAAUUCCAUUGAAGUGCUUGUCAUCCUUCUCUCCUGCCUCUUAGCUCAUCCUUCAGCAGUUUAUCUCAAUCGUGGGAAUCACGAAGAUCCAAUGUUGAAUAAGCGAUAUGGAUUCGCUGACGAGGUUCGCACAAAGUAUCCGAAACAAUGCAAAAAAAUUUUGAAGCAGACGGAGCUUCUUUUCUGCAACAUUCCACUCUGCACAAUCUUGGACGACGUCAUUCUUGUGUGUCAUGGCGGAAUUUCCCGAACAACCGACUUUACUAAGGUCACAAAACUCGAUAGGAAAAUGUUUUCCUCAGUUCUUCAGCCCUCUUUGGAUGGGGAAAACGCAGUCUCCAUUGACGACUGGCGACAGGUUCUUGACAUCUUAUGGAGCGAUCCUCAGUCGGCACCCGGAUGCAAACCGAACAUCAAACGUGGCGGAGGAAGUCACUUCGGCCCAGACAUCACUGCCAACCUCCUCACUCACCUAAAAGUUGGUGUCCUUAUACGCUCACACGAGUGCUGUCCCAACGGCUGGAAGAUGGAUCACAACAAUCAGGUCCUGACCGUGUUCUCUGCCUCCAACUACUACGGAACGGACAGCAACCUCGGCGCCUUUGUCCAACUCUCCUCCAAGCGCGUAGUGGGUACACCUCGUGCUGAGACACGGAUUAGUAUAAUGGAGCCGACAAGGUGUGAACUCGAUGACUUGUCAACCACUCAGACGCCUACGGUGGGCGACGAAGGCGCUGUCAGCACUGCAUCGACUAACACCUCACCUCGAAUCACUUAUACUCGAAUUUUGACGCCACCGGAGAACGGAGAGGAAACAUCAGGUAGACAUAGACGGAUUGUAGAAACACUUCUAAUGCCGCGACUGGUGACUUUUAAAGCAGGACGAUCGAAUAAGCAACAAUCUCUUCAAGGAAACCGAAACUCAAACGACGCUGCUUAUCGCAUGCUGCUGAGGCGAAUCCUUAGCCGUAAGGAGUCCAUAGUUGCUGCCCUGCAUAACUACGAUCCACAGCAAACUGGUCAGUAA